This is a messenger RNA of Theileria annulata, 879 nucleotides long. RefSeq names its product RNA-binding protein, putative. Bases 1 to 879 code for a protein of 292 amino acids. NCBI's taxonomy places the organism in Eukaryota, Apicomplexa, Aconoidasida, Piroplasmida, Theileriidae. The transcript is spliced from 4 exons. The record is from RefSeq and is a predicted model, not a curated record. Gene Ontology annotation, cellular component: precatalytic spliceosome; catalytic step 2 spliceosome; U2 snRNP. Gene Ontology annotation, biological process: mRNA splicing, via spliceosome. Gene Ontology annotation, molecular function: RNA binding.
AUGUCCGUUACUGGGCCUGCUGCGAACACCAAUGCCAUUCACCGUUUAUCGGAGCUUGAGCUCAAAAAAGGAAUCAUUGGAGAAGGCUCUUGGCACAACCAAUAUAAGGAUUCUUGCUACAUUUUCAUAGGCGGUUUGGACCACAGAAUGACGGAAGGUGACAUUAUUAUAGUUUUUUCCCAGUUUGGUGAACCAAUAGAUAUAAACCUAAAAAGGGAUAAAGAUACAGGAAAAUCACUCGGGUACUGUUUUCUAGGUUAUAAGGAUCAGAGGAGUACUAUACUGGCUGUGGAUAACUUUAAUGGCUCAACUCUACUAGGAAGAAGGAUCAGAGUUGAUCACGUCAUGGACUACUCGGCACCAGUUGUUUACGAGGAUGAGGUUGACGAGGAGGGUAAUAAGAUUCGUAAGGAGUAUAAGCCUACGGGAGCAGAGGGUCAGGGACUGGACAAUUAUUAUGUAACUGAAACAGAGCGGCUUCUAAAGGAAACAUCCAGUAAAAAAGCGAAACAGGACCCAUCUCAGCAAAUGGACGAAGAUGAAAAAUGGGCCCUUGAAUUCGAACAAAUGAUUAAGAAUGAAAAUUCAGAAUCAUUUGAUAACCCCAAAGAAACUAAAGAAGAUAGAGAAAGUGUAAAGAAGGAGCAUAAAGAAAGGGACAGACGUGGAGACAGAGAUAGGAGUAGGGAUAGAUAUAGAAAUAGGCAUAGAAGCCGUAGUAGAGAUAGACAUAGAAGUAGAAGUAGAGAUAGAGAUCGAUAUAAGAAGAGAUAUAGAGAUGGUAGUAGGGAAAGGUAUAGAAGAAGAUACAGUAGAAGUUCUUCCAAAGAUAAACAUCGAAGAGAUCGGCACAAACGAAGUCAUCGCAGUCAUUCUUAA